GUGGAACCUACUCCGGCUGGAUACACCUUUCGAAAGACCCCUAAAUUGUGCUCGGUCUAUCUCAAAUGCUCCUUUCUCUUGUGACCUCCCUUCUGCCCACUGCCCUGACUUCCCAAUUCUCAACUCCAAUAUCCAGCCUCUCCCUAAGGGGGUUAAGCAUCCUUGAGGUUUCCCACUCUUAACUGCUCCGUCCCUGGAUGGAGCCAGAGAAAUGUGGUGGGGGGGCCGGGGCCAGAGUUUCAACAUCGCCCCCCAGAAGGAGGAGCCAGAGAUGGGGGCAGCUGCUGAGGUAACUGUGCGGAGGAUUAAUCCUAUGCCCUUCUCAGCAAUCCCGACCAAAGUCUGUCCAGAGGAGCAGGAUGCCAGAGCCCAGGAGUCGUCAGCUUGGCCGUUGUCUGGCUUCUGGAUGCCUCCCAGGGGAGCAGAUCCUAGCAUGGGCCCCAGGGGUAAGGAAGGGGCUGGAACCUGAAUUGCCUGGAACCCUGAUUUGCACUAACUUGAGGGUCAUCUUCCAACCCUGUGGAUGGCAAACGGAAGUCAGGACACUCCCCUGAGCAGCGAGUAUGAUUUUUCCCUGGUCAACAUUGAGCGAUUAGAGGCUGUGAGUGGCCUGUCCCGAGUCCAGCUCCUCCGUCCAGGGUCCUUGCUUAAAUUUAUCCCUGAGGAGAUUCUGAUUCAUGGCCGAGACUUUCGGCUGCUCAAAGUUGAUUUUGAGGCUGGAGGACUAGAGCCCCAGGCCUUUCAGGUGACCAUGGCCAUUGUCCAAGCCAGAACUCAGAGCAGUCAAACCCAACAGUAUUUGGGGAUAACCCUGAGCAAGGCUGACCAGGGUUCUGGCCCCAGAAAACCACCUGUUCCCCUCUUGGAGACAUCAGAAGACUGGGAGGCUGAGAGGAAGAAGCAAGGGGCAAGGGGUUGGAGGGUCAGCACUGUCAAUGAGAGAUUCGACGUAGCCACCAGCCUCCCCCGUUACUUCUGGGUCCCUAACCGAACUUUGGACAGUGAGGUCCGGAGAGCAUUUGGCCACUUCCAUCAGGGCCGUGGACCGCGGCUGUCCUGGCAUCACCCUGGGGGCAGUGAUCUUCUCCGGUGUGGUGGCUUCUAUACAGCCAGUGACCCUAAUAAGGAGGAUAUCAGAGCAGUGGAACUGAUGCUUCAGGCUGGGCAUUCAGAUGUUGUUCUGGUAGACGCUAUGGAUGAGCUGCCCAGUCUUGCAGAUGUCCAGCUUGCCCACUUGAGGCUGAGGACCCUCUGCAUGCCUGAUGCAUCUGUAGCUGAGGAUAAAUGGCUCUCAGCUCUGGAAGGAACACGAUGGUUGGACUAUGUCAGAACUUGUCUCCGAAAGGCCAGUGACAUCUCAGUCUUAGUGACCUCCAGGGUUCGCUCUGUAGUACUUCAAGAGAGCGGUGAUCGUGAUCUCAAUGGCCUCCUCUCUUCACUCGUCCAGCUGCUUUCAGCCCCUGAAGCUCGAACACUGCUUGGCUUCCAGUCACUAGUGCAGCAAGAAUGGGUGGCAGCUGGACACCCCUUCCUGACUCGGCUUGGGGGAACUGGGGCCAGUGAGGAGGCCCCAGUAUUUCUCCUCUUCCUUGAUUGUGUCUGGCAGCUCCUCCUCCAGUUUCCAGCUGAGUUUGAAUUCUCUGAAUUUUUCCUUCUUGCUCUUCAUGACAGCGUCAGGGUUCCUGACACCUUGACUUUCCUGAGAGAUACUCCCUGGGAGCGUGGAAAGCAGAGUGGACAGUUCAACUCCUAUUCACAAGUUUACACUCCAGAGUACUCCCAGCCCCCAGCUGGGAAUUCUGUUAACUCACAGCUGUCUGUCUGGGACUGGGAUUUACGCUACAGCAAUAAACAGAUACUGCAGUUCCAUAAUCCUUGUUAUGACCCAGAGCACUGCCCAGAUUCCUGGCUCCCUAGGCAGCAGUCAAGGUUCAUGGUUCCUGGACCUCCCAGUUCUGUAUGGCUCUUCUCCAGAGGGGCCCUGACCCCCCUGAAUCAGCUGUGUCCUUGGCGGGACAGUCCUUCCUUGCUGGCAGUCUCUUCUCGUUGGUUCCCUCGACCUGCUAUCUCCUCUGAAAUCCUGCUGAUGACCGCUGGCCGCCAAGAGUGGGGGCUCCCCUCACAUUGGGCUUGUCCUUUGCCCCCUGGGCUGCUGCUCCCUGGAUAUCUGGGACCCCAGAUCAGGCUCUGGAGACGCUGCUACCUGAGGGGAAGGCCUGAGAUCCAGAUGGGCCUCUCAGCUUCCACAAUCUGUGGCCUCCAGGAUGAGCUAGCCCAUCUUCAGGAGCUAUUAAAGAAGUGGACACCAAGAAUAUCUCCUGAGGACCAUUCCAAGAAAAAAGAACCAAAUUCCAUUCUCCCCAAUCCCAUUGAAAUUGCUGGUAUUCUCACAGGUAGGACAGAAAAUGGUCUAGGGUGAGGGAGGGUUCUGCCUAAUCCUUCAAUUUUUCUUAUCUGGUUUUGGGCUUCAGCUUCCACACUCUGGCCCUUAAACAAGCCAAUAGUAUCAAGUUGUUAUUGCAGAUGGGUGGUGCUAACCUUCUUGACUCUUAUCCUGCUCUGUUUGAUUCCUAAAGACUUAUUUUUUUAUUUCUUGUGAUUUGAGGAAUUAAAAAGCAAAAACAAUCAAAACAAUACAGAAUGUGAUUUC
Messenger RNA from Choloepus didactylus (southern two-toed sloth), 2650 nucleotides. It is a transcript of the gene MTMR11, whose product is annotated as myotubularin related protein 11. The record is from RefSeq and is a predicted model, not a curated record. NCBI's taxonomy places the organism in Eukaryota, Metazoa, Chordata, Mammalia, Pilosa, Megalonychidae.